Molecule: messenger RNA, 3081 nt
Organism: Coniophora puteana RWD-64-598 SS2
Lineage: Eukaryota; Fungi; Basidiomycota; Agaricomycetes; Boletales; Coniophoraceae
Exons: 17
Coding region: 1-3081 (1026 amino acids)
Biological process (GO): protein polyubiquitination
Cellular component (GO): ubiquitin ligase complex; cytoplasm; nucleus
Molecular function (GO): ubiquitin-ubiquitin ligase activity
Source: RefSeq, a predicted model, not a curated record
AUGAGGAAGAAGCCUGCUGCAAACACUCCACGAAAGGUGGAAUUCUCGGUCUGGGAGGAUGAGACUAUUACUCAGAUCCUUAAUGUUACCCUGAAUCGUUCUGUAGCUGAGAGUAGUGGGUAUAACAUUGUGUGGUUAAAGGGUUUACAGACAGAGCUGGCCGCAGAGAAUACCUCUUCUACUGGAUCUAUUCGUCUGAGUGGCGAGAUAAUUGACAGGUUACUAAUCUCGCGACUCGAGCUUGAUCCUCAGGCCAUGUCAGAUGAUCUCGACUACGUUUCCGUUCUUGCAUCGCUGCCCGCGGAUCAAUCCGUCUUCGAAUACCUGGUUGGAUGCUGGAAGCGCAUCAAUGGGGCUAGAAGAAAUAUCUUGGGCAAGAACCCUGUAGAUGACACGCAGAAAGCACUCAGCUUGCUUGACAAACUGCGCGAUCUUGUGAUCAGCUACACGGGUCUUACGUUGCAGAUGCCUGAUAUGUUUCCUCAACCCCAAGGGAAAGAAGUUGGACCUAGCGAGCUCGUCCGACCUCUUCUUUCACUCUCAGCGCUGUCUGCCCCACUCUCCUCUGCCUCAUCCGACACAGCAAGCAUCCUCGCAUCCGAUAUUGAAACCUUCUUGCAAGACCUUGCGCGGCGAUUCGCCCCGGACAAUGAAAUUGAUGACGUAAUUGGACCUGUUGUCUUGCGUCUACUCUUUCACGAGUCCCUGUUACGCCCAGAGGGCCUGGCUGGAGGUGACUCGAGCUGGCGUGGCGUCGUGAGCGGACUUGAGGCACUCGUUUCAGUGAAGCCAAUUGCCAUCAUGAUUACACGCCUACCGGAAUGGUGUCCACCUACCGCAACGGGGGCGACCCUGGAGAAGGUAUCCUUGAUGGGCCCGCUGUGUCGGCUUGGCGUUUUCAGUAGAGAAUGGCCUUCCAUAGCACAAACCUACUUUUCUGAGCCCACUAAGCGGACGAGGCAGGAUGUCGACGCCUCCAAUGCAAGCUUGCGGGGAACAAUCAAGAGUCUCCAGAACUCUCUAUUCCAGAUCUUCAACGCGUUUGUGCGAGCGUCGUCUGAGUCUCGCGAAGCAGUUUUGCGCUACUUCUCGGCAGCUGCCAAUCUCAAUGUCAGGCGCGCCGGUAUGCAAGUUGAGAUUGAGACCGUAGCGUCGGACAGCUUCAUGAUGAACCUACAAUGUGUGCUCCUACGCUUUGCUGAACCAUUCAUGGAUGCAGGCUAUACGAAGAUUGAUCGCGUCGACCCUCUCUACUACGCAGUAUCCGAUCGCGUUGACCUAAAAGAAGAGACUCGCAUCAAGGCAACGAGUGAGGAAGCGGCUCACUGGGUCGAGGAAAACAAACCCAAGGCCUCCGCACCGAACUUCAUCUCUGAGAUUUUCUACCUUAGCAUUGCACUGAGCCAUUACGGCUACCUUCGCACGAUCCAGACAUAUGAAGAUUUUGCCAAACAUCUCGAUGAUCUCCAGCGGCAUAUGGAAUAUCUGGAAGGCGAUGGUUCAUGGCGAGGGAGUCCUUUCCAAGCUCGGACAGAGCAUGCAUUGAACGCCGUGAAAGCUGAACAAGCGAAGAUUCAAGCGCAUCAGCUUGCUUUCCGCAUCCAGCUACUCGACCCUGAGCUAGUGUUCAGAUACAUUGGAUUUACUAACUUCGUUUCGACGUGGCUGAUCCGUAAUGUCGAUCCUCGGAAGCAACAUCCAGGAACAGCCGUGCAGCUGCCUCUGCCGAAGGAUGUGCCUAUGUCCUUCCGCGUGCUUCCCGAGUAUAUUGUUGAGGAUGUGGUGGAUUAUUUGCUGUUUGUCGUCCGCCAUUCACCCGAAAGCCUUGAUUUGUCCGGCAAAACAGAGCUGAUUAUCUUCGCUCUGACAUUCCUUACGUCAACUUGGUAUAUCAAGAAUCCGUUCUUGAAGGCGAAGAUCAAUGAGAUGGUAUUCUACGGUGUUCUGCCUUACGGCCACGAGAGGCAUGGGAUUCUGUCGGGAUUGCUGAACUCACACCCUAUGGCUUUGAAACACCUGAUGUCUGCUCUCAUGCACUUCUACGUCGAGGUCGAGCAGACCGGAGCGAGCUCACAGUUCUAUGACAAAUUUAGUGAACGGAACAUUGCAUACAUUCUGAAAGCUAUUUGGGACAACCCAACACACCGUGAAGCUUUAGAUAUUGAGGCCAAAAACGUCGAUAAAUUCGUCCGCUUUAUUAACCUCAUGAUCAACGAUGUCACCUAUCUCAUGGACGAGUCGCUCAGCGAGAUGGCACAAAUCCGCACCAUCCAGGUUGAAAUGCGGGACCAGCAGACGUGGAAUGCGCAGUCGGCGCAAUACAGACGUGAUCGAGAGGGCGCCUUGCGUGGGCUUGAGCGCCACGCUUCCGGCUACACGACUCUGGGCAAGUCAACGGUUGAGCUCUUGCGCGUCUUUACCGCUUCGACGAAGACCCCCUUCAUGAUGCCUGAGAUUGUUGACAAGCUCGCGGCCAUGCUCGACUACAACCUCGAGGCGCUCGUUGGGCCCAAGUGCUCCAAUCUCAAGGUGGACGACAUGGAGAAGUACCGAUUCAGACCCAAGGAUCUGCUUAGCGACAUCAUCCAGAUAUAUCUCAACUUGAGCGACCAGGAUGAGUUCGCGCGCGCAGUUGCAGCAGAUGGACGGAGCUACAGCAAGAAAUGGUUUGAGCGGGCAGCAGAUGUUGCCACAAAGAACGCUUUGAAAUCAUCCACUGAAGUUGAGCAGUUGUUGACAUUUAUAAACAAGGUGGAAGAGAGGAAGGCUUCACUGGAGGCUGAAGAGGAUCUCGGCGAGGUACCCGACGAGUUCUUGGACCCUUUGAUGUUCACCGUCAUGCGAGACCCUGUGAUCCUUCCGUCCUCAAAGGCAGUCAUAGACCGUUCCACCAUCAAAUCACAUUUGUUAUCUGAUAGCAAGGAUCCAUUCAAUCGAGUGCCUAUGUCUAUAGAGGACGUAGUACCAGAUCACGAACUCAAGGCCCAGAUAGACGCCUUCAUCGCGGAGAGACGGGCUCAGAAAGGUGGUGCUAUCUCUGCGACUAAUCCUCAGGAAGCGAUGGAUGUAGUAACAGAGUAA